UAACGAGAAACGGGCGAGCGAAACCGAGAGAAAACCUUUUUAUUUAUUUCCACUUGUGUCCUCAGCUGGGGCAAGCUUGUCUUCUCAAACUUCAUUUUCUUUGCGCUGAGACCGAGUCAGAAGCUGAGUCACCCGCUGCUAUAACUCGUGCAUUGAAGGGUUAACUCGCACUCGUCCGCUUCAAAUGGUAUCCGAAUCGGAGCUUAUCGGCCGCCUCCGCGAGUUCCUCCGGAGCUCCGACCUCAACACCACCACCACUGCCACCGUGCGCCGCCAGUUGGAGAGCGAUUUCGGAAUCGAUUUAUCGGAUAGGAAGGCAUUCAUAAGGGAACAGGUCGACUUGUUCCUUCAGAGCGAACACCAUCAAGAAGAAGAUGCUCACGAGGAACCACAAAACGACGACGAAGAAGAAGAUGCGGUUAAACCCGAACAAAGCCAAGCCUCUGAUUCCAAGGAACAAACUGAAGAUGAUGAUAAUAAUGAUGACGGAGUGGAAGAGAAACCGAAGCAUGCCAGGAAUGGGAAGAAUAAAGGACGAUCUAACAAGUCAGGUGAUGAGGUAGUAAAGAAAAGAGGUGGUGGUUUUUGCAAAUUGUGUAGCCUGUCUCCACAACUUCAAGAAUUCGUUGGAGCACCAGAAAUGGCUAGGACUGAGGUUGUUAAGCAAUUAUGGGCCUAUAUUAGGGAGAAAAAUUUGCAAGACACAAACAAUAGGCGAAAUAUCAUUUGCGAUGAACCUUUGCGUGCCCUUUUUGGUGUUGAUUCAAUCAACAUGUUCCAAAUGAAUAAAGCAUUGUCAAAGCAUAUCUGGCCAUUGGAAUCAAAUGAUGUUGUCCAGGUGAAGUCAGCACCAAAGGAAAAGCAGAAGAAGCAGGAAAGAGAAGAUGAUCCGGAUGAGCCAAAAAGAAAGGAAAAACGGCAGAAGGGAGGAAAAUCAGGUUUUCUUGCUCCUCUUCAGCUAUCUGAUGCCCUUGUAAACUUCCUUGGUACUGGAGAAAGUGAGUUAUCAAGAGCUGAAGUCAUAAAAAAAAUGUGGGAUUACAUAAAAGGAAACAACCUUCAGGAUCCUUCUGACAAGAGAAAAAUACUAUGUGACGAGAAGCUGAAAGAACUCUUUGAUGUGGACACCUUCAAUGGCUUCACUGUUACAAAACUGCUGGCUCCUCAUUUUAUAAAGGCAGAGCAAUGAGUUGCUUGUACAUGUUAUACGGUCAAGCAUGGGAAAGUUGGGGGAUUUUGUUUAUCAAAUUAGUUUUGGAAGGUCUUCUUUGUGUCCUUUUGCCUUUGGCAUGGUCUGCGAACAGGGGGAAUAGGAAUUAGUAAAAUGACAGAUUUUCAGUAUUUUUCUCGAAGAAUUUAAUGGUACAUGACCUUUUGCUUAGUUUUUUUAAUGUCUUGUUGUGCCACUUGGCAGUUGAAAAUUUUGUAUAUUUUUUAGUUCCUGAAGCUGCAACGAUAAUGCUGACUUCAUACUCUACAUGCAAUUUGGCGGUUGUUCGAGGGGGAUAGAUAUUCCAUAAUAUAUGAAGAAAACAAAAGUAAUUGUUAUUCCA
Messenger RNA from Gastrolobium bilobum, 1553 nucleotides. RefSeq names its product upstream activation factor subunit spp27-like. Bases 185 to 1189 code for a protein of 334 amino acids. Gene Ontology annotation, cellular component: nucleus. Lineage: Eukaryota; Viridiplantae; Streptophyta; Magnoliopsida; Fabales; Fabaceae. The record is from RefSeq and is a predicted model, not a curated record. The transcript is spliced from 6 exons.